AAGAAAAUACAGUGCCGACGGGAGCCGACGCCAAGCUGCUGUUUGUUUGUUUGUUUGUUUGUUUGUUUGUGUGUGUCCUGCAGUUACCCUCAGAGCUCAGAGACCUGAGCUCAUCAUCAUCAUCAUCAUCAGUUCAGUUACCUGACACUGUUAACAGGAGAUGUGACAUCAUGACUGACAGCAGUGUGAGCCAAUCGGAGGGCUGCUCACUAGUGGUCGGACAGGUGUGUCGGCGGGGCCUCUACUGCACAGAUUCUGGCUCCAAAUGACCAGAAUCACCACCAGAGCAAGAUGGCGGUGGCCAUGUCCAAAGUUUGGCUUCAUUGUGGGGACAAAAUGGAGACAUGUCGGCCAUCUUUAUUUACAGUCUGUGAUGUCACAGCGAUGUGUCAACCUCACCGCCGAAUCAGAGACUCACACUGUCCUGCGGUCCUCCUAAAUAAACAGAACUGUUAACGUUCAUAUUUCUCCAAUAUGGCGGUGACAUUGACGUCCGAUCCAGCAGCCAAUCAGACGUUUGUCUCCGCCCACAGACCAAAGAGGAGUAGUCUCAGAUCACCUGUCAGGUGAUGGGUCAGAUUGGCUGGAGGCGGGAAGAAAUCAAGGACAGACGGAACAAGCUCCUCCUGGAUGUGUUGGAGAGCGUCAACCUGUUCCUGUCCCCGCAAGGUAACUGUCCUCACACAUGUCAACCUGUUCCUGUCCCCGCAAGGUAACUGUCCUCACACAUGUCAACUGCUCCUGUCUCUGCAAGGUAACUGUCCUCACACAUGUCAACCUGUUCCUGUCCCCGCAAGGUAACUGUCCUCACACAUGUCAACUGCUCCUGUCUCUGCAAGGUAACUGUCCUCACACAUGUCAACUGCUCCUGUCCCCGCAAGGUAACUGUCCUCACACAUGUCAACUGCUCCUGUCCCCGCAAGGUAACUGUCCUCACACAUGUCAACUGCUCCUGUCUCCGCAAGGUCAGGUGCUCAGCGCUCACUUGUCGGGGCAUGUGGUGAUGAAGAGUUACCUGAGCGGGAUGCCAGAGUGUAAAGUUCUGGAUGAACGACAAGAUCGUCAUCGACAAGCAGAGCAAAGGAGGAAGUUCAGAGGACGUAGGCAAAAGGCUCCCUCAGGUCUGAAGGUGUUCGAGCCAGAACUCAACUACAGCGACCAUGAUGUCAUCAGAUGGGUUUGUUACAUCAGAUGGAGUGGCAUCUACGAGACACGCUGCUGACCGCCACCACACGCCUCGUGACAUCAUCGUUAUUAUAGACCAGUGUGUGUGUGUGUGUGUGUUUGUUCAGUAUUUGAUCAGGGGGUGGAGCUUUGUAUGGGGACACAGAUCAGCCAAUCACAUUCCAGACAGUUCUCCAGCUAAUGUCAUAGUUCAUCACAAACACUGCACAGUCGGUAUCAGACAGAAACCUCAUUGACACUUCAUAAUGUGUCCACUGCCACAUGAUGAGGGUUAGUGUUUAAAUGAAUCAUUCACAGCAGAGAUGGAGCGCUUUACUACAUUACUCCACUUACUCUUAAAUAUGAUCCAGAAAUAUAUUCUCCCUAAAAGUCAAGUGACUCUGACAAUACUGACACGUGUUUAAAACUGUCCAACAACAUUACAGAGUGUUAAACUGGUCACAGUAAGAGAAACCUCCUCAGUCUGCUGAGGGUUAAUGAUGAUCACAUGAGGACACUUGUUAGUCUGAUCCAGUGAAUGAGAGGGAGGACUGUCUCUGCAGGAUCCUUCCUUGACUCUGAGAAACACCCGGGUCCUACAUUUCCCAUGAUGUCUUUGUGCUUACCCAGCAUGCCUCACUUCAGACACCUUAAACCUGUUGGUCCUUUGUUGUUAUUGUUGUUAUAUUUUUACAGAUUUGUAUCCUGAUGUUUGAAUAGUCGUUUUUUUUCCAAAUGUUUUUUCUUAAUAAAAUGAUUUUGACAGACGAA
Molecule: messenger RNA, 1935 nt
Organism: Epinephelus lanceolatus (giant grouper)
Lineage: Eukaryota; Metazoa; Chordata; Actinopteri; Perciformes; Serranidae
Source: RefSeq, a predicted model, not a curated record